Messenger RNA from Jaculus jaculus (lesser Egyptian jerboa), 5988 nucleotides. It is a transcript of the gene Slc6a17, whose product is annotated as solute carrier family 6 member 17. The coding region runs from base 396 to 2579 and encodes 727 amino acids. The record is from RefSeq and is a predicted model, not a curated record. The transcript is spliced from 12 exons. Gene Ontology annotation, cellular component: plasma membrane; synaptic vesicle. Gene Ontology annotation, biological process: glycine transport; proline transport; L-leucine transport. NCBI's taxonomy places the organism in Eukaryota, Metazoa, Chordata, Mammalia, Rodentia, Dipodidae.
GAGCUACCGAAGCCAGCACCUGGGGAGGAGGACCUGGGAGGAGGCCAGGCCGUCAGGUUUCUCCACCUUGAACGCGACCAGGGCGCAGCUCCACGGGAGAUUUCUGUACGGCUGGCGACCCCAUCCCUGGCCACUCGGCCUCAGGCCCGUGACCUUGACAGUAACAUUGGCGAGACAAGCAGAACGUUCUUGCCGGAGAUGAAUAUUUAAUUCCCAGACUCGGGGUUGGUGCUCGCCCUAAUUUGGGCAUAGAGCGGAGGAACCCUUCCUCCCUCGAGGGAAGCGCAUCUGGGAACGGGAAGGCAGAGGUCUCUGGAUGAGCAAGAGCUGACGGAAGCCUAGCCCCGCCUUCUCUGUGUGCUGGGGAACAGGGCUGCACGGCCCCCGUGGCACCCAUGCCGAAGAACAGCAAGGUGACCCAGCGUGAGCACAGCAAUGAGCACGUCACCGAGUCCGUGGCUGACCUGCUGGCCCUCGAGGAGCCUGUGGACUAUAAGCAGAGUGUACUGAAUGUGGCUGGCGAGCCAGGUGGUAAGCAGAAGGCAGCGGAGGAGGAGCUGGAUGCAGAGGACCGGCCAGCUUGGAAUAGCAAGUUGCAGUACAUCCUGGCCCAGAUUGGCUUCUCUGUGGGCCUUGGCAACAUCUGGAGGUUCCCCUACCUGUGCCAGAAGAAUGGAGGAGGUGCCUACCUGGUGCCCUACCUGGUGUUGCUGAUCAUUAUUGGCAUUCCCCUCUUCUUCCUGGAGCUGGCUGUGGGCCAGAGGAUCCGCCGUGGCAGCAUCGGUGUGUGGCACUACGUGUGUCCUCGCCUGGGAGGCAUCGGCUUUUCCAGUUGUAUCGUCUGCCUCUUUGUCGGGCUGUACUACAACGUGAUCAUCGGGUGGAGUAUCUUCUAUUUCUUCAAGUCCUUCCAGUACCCACUGCCCUGGAGUGAAUGUCCCGUCGUGAGGAACGGGACUACGGCAGUGGUGGAGGCAGAGUGUGAGAAGAGCUCGGCCACUACCUACUUCUGGUACCGAGAAGCCUUGGACAUCUCCAACUCCAUCUCGGAGAGCGGGGGUCUCAACUGGAAGAUGACCCUGUGCCUCCUCGUGGCCUGGAGCAUUGUGGGCAUGGCUGUAGUCAAGGGCAUCCAGUCCUCAGGCAAGGUGAUGUAUUUCAGCUCCCUGUUCCCCUAUGUGGUACUGGCCUGCUUCCUGGUCCGGGGGCUGCUUCUGCGAGGGGCCGUCGAUGGCAUUCUACACAUGUUCACUCCCAAGCUGGACAAGAUGCUGGACCCCCAGGUGUGGCGGGAGGCAGCCACACAGGUCUUCUUCGCCCUGGGGCUGGGCUUUGGCGGCGUCAUCGCUUUCUCCAGCUACAACAAGCAGGACAACAACUGCCACUUCGACGCUGCCUUGGUGUCCUUCAUCAACUUCUUCACGUCUGUGCUGGCCACCCUCGUGGUGUUCGCUGUGCUGGGCUUCAAGGCCAACAUCAUGAACGAGAAGUGCGUGGUCGAGAAUGCAGAGAAAAUCCUGGGGUACCUCAACUCCAAUGUCCUGAGCCGGGACCUCAUCCCGCCGCAUGUUAACUUCUCCCACCUUACCACCAAAGACUACGCCGAGAUGUACCGUGUCAUCAUGACCGUGAAGGAGGACCGCUUCCCAGCCCUGGGCCUGGACCCCUGCCUCCUGGAGGAUGAGCUGGACAAGUCCGUACAGGGCACGGGCCUGGCCUUCAUUGCCUUCACCGAGGCCAUGACGCACUUCCCAGCCUCCCCGUUCUGGUCCGUCAUGUUCUUCCUGAUGCUCAUCAACCUGGGCCUGGGCAGCAUGAUCGGGACCAUGGCAGGCAUCACCACGCCCAUCAUCGACACCUUCAAGGUGCCCAAGGAGAUGUUCACAGUGGGCUGCUGUGUCUUUGCAUUCUUCGUGGGGCUGUUGUUCGUCCAGCGUUCCGGAAACUACUUUGUCACCAUGUUUGAUGACUACUCUGCAACCCUGCCACUCACUGUCAUCGUCAUCCUCGAAAACAUCGCUGUGGCCUGGAUUUAUGGGACCAAGAAGUUCAUGCAGGAGCUGACUGAGAUGCUGGGCUUCCAACCCUACCGCUUCUAUUUCUACAUGUGGAAGUUCGUGUCCCCACUGUGCAUGGCCGUGCUCACGACAGCCAGCAUCAUCCAGCUGGGGGUGACGCCCCCAGGCUACAGUGCCUGGAUCAAGGAGGAGGCUGCGGAGCACUACCUGUACUUCCCCAGUUGGGCCAUGGCGCUGCUGAUCACCCUCAUUGCCGUGGCGACCCUGCCCAUCCCUGUGGUGUUCAUCCUGAGACAUUUCCACCUGCUCUCUGACGGCUCCAAUACCCUCUCUGUGUCCUACAAGAAGGGUCGCAUGAUGAAGGACAUCUCCAACCUGGAGGAAAAUGAUGAGACCCGCUUCAUCCUUAGCAAAGUGCCCAGUGAGGCGCCCUCCCCCAUGCCUACCCACCGCUCCUAUCUGGGGCCUGGCAGCACGUCACCCCUGGAGAACAGCGGCAACCCCAAUGGACGCUAUGGAAGCGGCUACCUCCUGGCCAGCACUCCUGAGUCCGAGCUGUGACCACUGCCCUACCCUUCCUUCCUCCCCCCUCCCCCCCCAACAUACCCAACCUGCCCACUUGCCUGGGUCUGGCCUCUUUCUCCAUGGUGGCCUCCAGGCUCAGGCCAGGCCUUCUGCCCAAGGACAGAGGGCCUGUGUUGUCUCACUCCCUGUCCAUGUCCCAGCAGACUGCUCCCGAUCUGUGAGCAAGGGUCUGCAGACAAGUUUUUCCCUAAUCUUGGCCUCCAACCCAUAACUUUUUGAAAACUUCUCACCAAAUUGCAGCCAUGUAACUAAAACAAUCCGGAAGUCUUGACUCCCAGUAUGGGGGUACUCCAAGUGACCAUUUUUAGAGUCACCCUCACCCCCUGUAGCCUGCCACCAGUGGGUCUUAGGUCUGGGGGAGGAUACCCGUGUGCUGCACAGGGGUGCCAAGAGGCAUCAGGACUAAGGGUUCAAGACGUGGACUUUGCCCAGUCUGCCAAAAGAACAGGACUCAUCAUGCCCAACUUAGUCGGGUUGCUCCCCAGCCAAGACGCUGCCCAGAUGGGGUGGGAACACGAUAUGCCUGCGCUCAAGGACACUGACUUGGUGGGGUGCACAGAAGCUCCCAAAUUCUGGUUUUCGAGGCUAGUGGUGUCUUUGGGCUUGAUCAGAAAACUUAACCGCGGGGGGCGGGGGGGCCCUCUUCAUCGGCUGAAGAGAGAAUCAGUUACUGUCCUAUGCCUGCUAGGGGCAUCUAGGGCGUGCUCCUGGCCCUGCCUGGAAGCACACUGGCUGAGUCAGGAUUUAGCCAUCUCCCAGUUCCCUCCACCCAACUUGGAGCCCAGGGCAGUGGCCUUUCCCUGAGAGGAAAGCGUGAGCUGCUAGGUGAGGUUUCCAGCACAACUUAGACGGUUUGGAGCACAAAUGAAGCACACUCCCUCUCUUCACCUGAAGCUCCAUGAUGCUCUCUUGCGUGGCAGCUUCCUCCCCUGGAACAAGGGUCCCUGGUGUCUUCAAGGGCAUGCCACCAGGAAACUUUGUUCCUAGGGAACAGACAGGUAAUGAAUUUCACUGCCCCUUUGGGCCACCACUCACUCUCCUUGUUGCACAAGCCCAGCCCCCAGUGUCCACCUUGUGUGCAGACACCUUGGAAACCUUCCCCAAGCUUCCCUGGAAUGUGAUGAGCAGAGGUGGCCACUGGAGGCUGCCAAGAGCCAGGCGGAGCCUCUGUCCUGAGGCCCCCCAGGGAGGCUGCAGCUAACUUAACCAUGUCCUGCCCUUCCUUCUCAGUUCCCCCAGGGGACCGGGGAUCUGGGCUAUCCUCAGAGCAGCCUGUGAGAACUCACAAUGGGACAGAAUAAAUGCUUGCAGAGAGAUGGGUGGACGGACGGAUGGACAGAUGGACUGACAGAUUUGUUCAACUCUGGUGGGUACCUUUACUGAGGGUCCUGGUCAUUUUUGUGGCCCUGACUCCCCUUGGUAGUGGGAGGCACAGUUUGGACCUGGGUUCCUUCCUUUGUCCCUAUGUCCCUCUCUAGCCUUCUAUCUCCUUUUCUUACUGGCUCCCCACAUCUCCCCUCAUCUCUAUCCCACUGAGUCCCACCUGCCCUUGUCUUUGAGGUGAGCGGAAGCCCGCACCUACCCAAAGAGAUGAGCUUUUGGGGUGCAGCAUACCAUCAUCAGCCCCCUCACCUGACAACACCGCCUACCUGGCCCCAUGCCUAGUCCCCAGCAAAAUUAGAAAACAGGAAAACCAGGCCCCAGGAUAGACACUCCACUAUCUAUACUCCUAUAUAUGCUAUUUCUAUUGUACAUUCAAUCUGUACAUGUGGGUGUACAUGCUGUGAAAUGACAAACCCAAUAUUAUACUGUGGCUGGUGGACUAUUUUCAUCCUCAGUGCUGUACAGAUCUAUUUUCAUUUGUAUAUUUGAUAUAUUUUUAAUUUUGUAGCGUGGCUGGGCCAGGCCCCAGCCUGCAAACUUGUGGGAGGGGGCUACACUGGGCCUGUCUGCUUGCCUGUUGUGGGCUCAGUAGUGUUCAUUGUAGCCUUUGGCUGUAGGCUGGGCCAUGUCCCAGCUGCAUCUUUGCUGUGUGUUAGAUAUAGGGCCCAGAGCUGGGUGUGUGUGUGUGUGUGCGUGCGUGCGUGUGUGAUUGUGCAUAGGGUGCUGAUUUGUGACUCCCCAAUGCUCACCACUUUCCAAAGACUCCACCUUUCCUCCCUCUUCUCAGCUCUAUGGGUGACGCCUCAGGACAGGAAAUCCCAACCGUGGGGAAAGGCAUGUUUCUUGCUGGUGACUCAUUGUCUUCACACCUUUGGUGGGAAGCAGGGCCUGGCAGGGAGCCCCCAAAUUUAUUUUUCAUCCAACCUUUUGUUGUUCCAACUGGAGUCACAGUCUCAUCUGACAGGAAGAGUGCUGGGUCUCUUAGGAUGGUCAGCUCCAGGGAGGACAUCUUACAGCACCUCUGUCCUUCGUUUGUCCUUGAAACAGUCCCAACUGCUCCAACAGCAAAAGCACAGCUGCCCCGACUGUACUUCUGAGCUCUGUGCUGGCUCCUCUGGGGAGUGGAGGUGGGAUCACCUGACCAUUUGAGAUCCACCCCCCAGCUUCCCUGGAGGAACAGGAGGUGGCCAGAGAAGGCCAGGCACCCAAGGCCCUACACAGGGUCCCCACUGCCACUGGCUUUGGUGCUGUCCAGCAGGCAGGGGGACUCAGGGGCUGUGAGUCACUGAGCUGAGGCAGGGCAGGGAUAUGCCUAUAAGGAGUAGCCUGCCCUGCCUGCCCAUGGGCCCCGAUCACCAGCUUCUUGCUCAGGGAGCCUUCACUGACACAACAUGAAGCCUGAGCCCCACGUGGGAGAGGAGAGGUGGGGCAUGUGAGGCAAUGCAGGUGAGCUUGGUUUCUGCCCUCCAGCAAUAAAUCUGUAGGGACAGACACUGUCUUAGUGCCAGGAAAAGCCCUUAAAGUCAGCCUGUGUGGAGGCCCGUGGCCUGAGGGAUGGGGCCCCAUGCAGGCCUGCAGUAUUACCAGGCAGGGGGCUGCCCUUCUGCCCUUCCUCAUAGCUGCAUUCUACAUCCCCCCCCCCACCAGAUUACCCCCCACUGUGAAAAAGAAGCAAGACUCCUUGUACACCCCUGGGCUCCUCCACCAAGCCCUGAAAUGUGGGGACCUUCACUAGAACCUCGUGGUUGGGGCUGGGGGGAGAGGGUCCAGGGUCCUUUCUCACGAGAAGCCCUGCUUUGUACAGAUGCAAACACACACACCAGGUAGUCGCGUCAGGUCCUGAAACUGGUUCAGAACAGUUCCAGUCCAUGUGUCCCAAGGCUGGUCAGAACCCUGGGUCAGGACCACUCAGCUUAGGGGAGGGGAUGAGGCACUGUCACCCCAGGGCCCCUCUGUUCUCUCCCUUACCCUGGUGUACAAUAAAGUGUCUGUUCUUACCUCC